AUGGCAUACUUUGAAGUUGUUCCUCAUUGGGUAUUCUUAAUGUUCCUGUUUGUUUUCCUUGAUUCAGGUCACAAUCUUGUUGAAUUAGAGGUGAAGAAUGCAUGGCUUUCUGUGGACAAUCUGAAUCAGAUGUUAAUGGUAACAAGUUUAACACUCGAAUCCAUGCGAUUAAAUGACAAGGAAUUAACCCAGUUGAAUAAGUCCUUCCCUAAUCUUCAAGUUUUUAACUUGAUAGAUGUUAGAGGAUUUAAACUACCCAAAAUCCAUCUUCUCCACCUAAAAACAUGUCACUGGACUAUAACUGAUGCUCCACCAUUUAUAAAUGUUAUCGCACCCAACCUUAUCACACUCAGAAUCGAGUGUAAAAAGCGUGCUGCAAUUCGUGUUGAAGCUCCAUUGUUAACUCACUUCCAUCUUUCCAUUCCUCAUGCGGACCCACUUUUACUCAGAAGGUAUGGGAGUAUAAAAACAGCUUGGAUUGAGGCUUCACUCAUUUACCCCUUACUUGCUCAGCUUCGAUAUACAGAUACCCUAGAUCAUCUAACUUUGGAUUCACUAGGUUUGAUUAGAGGGCCUUUUGGAAUAUUCAAAUUUACCCUACAGAAUUUGAUCAAUAUUUUCCCCAACAUGACUUCUUUAUGUUUUCGGUCAAGGGCAUGGUCGGCAUUUCAGACGAGGGCUAGCAUAUUUGGGAUUGGGAUGGAAGGAUUGAAAACUUUUUGUGGGUAUCUGAUGAUAGUUGACCUUUCAUCGACUUUAUAUUCGGUUGCUUAUGUACUGGAUCAAUGCUAUAACUUGGUAGAUGUCUCUUUACUUAUCCACCGUAAUGUUUCUUCUAAUGUAUCGAAAGAUUUUAUGCGGACAUGCAUGCUGAGGUGGCCUAAACUAAAUUGGAGAUGGGGAACAUGGGAGGAAGGAAAGGAAGAUUCUUGGAUUAGUGAUGAAGAUUUAAUGCAAAUAUCAUCUUACAAGAAGCCUGAGCUUCGAUGUGUAAAGAAACAAAGACGUUGAGAAGAUGUGGAGAAAGGUAUUUAGAUGGUUGCAUGUUUUGGAAUGUUGUUGUUUGUUAUGGUAGUAUGUUUAUAUUAAUCGAGGGUUUAAAAACGAUCGUAUGUGGAUGCUUAUGCGUAUGCGUAUGCGCAUAAUAUAAGUUUAAUUAUAUUAUAUUGUUUUCUCA
Messenger RNA from Lactuca sativa (garden lettuce), 1177 nucleotides. NCBI's taxonomy places the organism in Eukaryota, Viridiplantae, Streptophyta, Magnoliopsida, Asterales, Asteraceae. The record is from RefSeq and is a predicted model, not a curated record.